AUGUGGCUUCAGGACUUCCAGUCUUGUCCGUCUUUGAUCUACGAAGGACAACAUUUGCCCGCCAUCCAAAGCCUCUUAGCACUGUUUGAUCACGAGUUCAGGUACCUUUGCAAGGUGUUGGAAAACUGUCAGGAACUACCUCAGGAUAGCGUGUUCGAGUUGAUCGUGAAGAGACUCAGAUGGGCUGGGGAGGCGGACAAUAUCAACCAAACCUCCGUGCGCAUCGGCCGUCUUACCUCCUCCAUGACCGCGGCGCUCUCAGUAACUGGCAGGCGAAAUGAACUUGUCAUGAGACAAGAGCAAUCAACAAGAUACGAUGAGAGUCAAAUUCGGGCCCAAAAGAUCGAAUACGCUCUGGAGAAAAUGCAGGGUACGCUAGAGAAGAUAGCAGACGCGCAGGAAAAGUCAUACAUUGAGCGGAAACCCAUGAAUAUUCUGCCCGCGCCUCAGACACAACAUCCCCUGGAAUCGCCAUUACCAAAGCUACUUCCUUUCAGAGAAUUACAACCGAAAGCCUCCGAAAACGUGUUGGACAAGAUUUUGCCUUUGAGUCGUAGGAGCUCAUUAUCAAACUCCCUCGAAACCAUCACCUUACUCGAACACGCUAGUAAAGAAGUUCAGUCAGUAGAUGCGGUGUACCAAGACGUCACGAUGCCGCUUAUGCUGAUGAAAAGCGGAUUGAAUGUGGCCGUCGAUGCUGCAAUUGCGUUCGGCGGAUUGAUUCUCCCAGCUGCGAAUGCGUCUUUCGUGAGCAACAUAGUCGAUCAAAUCCUGCAUCAAAGCCACGCAUCUUCGUCGUUCCAUCUUGCGGCUAAGACUAAGCAGAAAUUACGGGAAAAUGCGCUCUCGGGAAUCGGAAACAAAUCGGAAAACCGCAACUAUCUGGAGGCCUGGAUGGGAACUUUCACCAUUGACAGCUCAUCCGGCCGAGUGCAUGAUGGGCCGGGUCAAGCGGGGAUGGUAGGAGGCAGCCUUUGUUUAACACAGCAUGUCAAGCACGAUACUCCCUGGGGGCUUCUGGAGGCAGCUCUGGUUCUGAGAGGAAACCGAAUCCGAUCUGAGGUACUCAGCUUCCGAUUCUUUUUCAGACCAAUCCGGGAACUUUCGAACGUGAACGUUGCUAUCACCUACAUAUCACACGCGGCCUUUUCCACGGCCUUUGUUGUCGCCUCGGCUGUUUUUUAUGCGUCGGAUCUUUUCGAGUUUUUUCAUUCCUUCUUCAGUCAACCAUUUACAGAAGCAAUCAAACGGGGGGCGAGGUCAUCUCACUCAUUCCGCACUGAACAGACUAGCAAGCUGCUUAAGCACCUAGGGAACUUCGAUAUCCCUCACUAUAGAAUAGGGCACAGCUUGAGACUGUUGCAAUACCCGACAUCUUCCCAUUUGCAAAUAAUGGAAAAGGUCAAGGAUGCGGACGUGCCUUACUCGGUAAGGUCUCUGCCCCAGGAGUCGUAUAGCUUUGUGUUAGUUAGCUGUUGA
Colletotrichum siamense is the source of this 1479-nucleotide messenger RNA. RefSeq lists its product as uncharacterized. The coding region runs from base 1 to 1479 and encodes 492 amino acids. The record is from RefSeq and is a predicted model, not a curated record. The transcript has 2 exons. Lineage: Eukaryota; Fungi; Ascomycota; Sordariomycetes; Glomerellales; Glomerellaceae.